AUGAGUAUAUUUGACACUACAUUUCCAACCGGCGUUGAAUUUGGCGAGCCUGGGAAGUCCUUCUCAAAUCGCUUUACAGACUCUUUUACGAGUACAGUGACUGAACAUAAAACCUCCGCUGAAUGUCUUGUCAAACCGUUUUCUACCGAUGAUAUGAAAAUCCUAUUACUGGAGGGCAUCAACGUCUCCGCGGUGGCAGUCUUAGAGCAACAGGGCUAUCAAAUCGAAUCCCACGAUUCUACUCUUCCUGAAGAUCAGCUUAUUGAGAAAAUAAAAAACGUCCAUGCAAUCGGUAUCAGAUCAAGGACUAGAUUGUCUGCUAAAGUGCUCAAGCAUGCCAAGAAUUUAAUCUCCAUCGGCUGUUUCUGCAUAGGAACGAACCAAGUCGAUUUAAACUACGCAACUAAUUCCGGUAUUGCAGUUUUCCACUCGCCAUUUGCCAACUCAAGAUCGGUAGCCGAAUUAGCCCUUGCCGAGAUCGUAUGUUUGGCUCGGCAGAUGUGUGACAUGUCAGCGGCCUUGCAUAGUGGGAUAUGGAAUCCUGGCAGAGGAAAUUACUGGGAGGUUAGAGGCAAAACACUGGGUAUUGUCGGGUACGGUCAUAUUGGAUCGCAACUGUCAAUUUUAGCAGAGGCGAUGGGUAUGAAGGUGUUGUAUUACGAUAUUCUCACAAUCAUACCGUUAGGGACAGCUUACCAAGUGCCUACUCUAGACGAGCUGUUGAAAAAGUCCGAUUUUGUCUCUCUUCAUGUUCCAGCAACCCCAGAUACAAAGCACCUAUUGUCACAUCAACAAUUUGCUGCGAUGAAGAAGGGCGCAUACGUACUAAACACCUCUAGGGGCAGUGUCGUUGAUAUGGUGCCGUUGUUGGAAAACCUCAAAUCGGGGAAACUGGCAGGUGCCGCCCUUGACGUUUUCCCAAACGAGCCGAUCAAAAACGGUACAAAGGAGGUUAUAAGUCCAAAACUAAGGCGAUGGUUAAGUGAAUUGUCGGCGUUGCCGAAUGUCAUACUGACACCACAUAUUGGUGGGGCCACUGAGGAAUCUCAAACUUCUACUGGAGCUGAGGUCUCUACUUCCAUCGUCAGGUUCCUCAACGAGGGUUACUCGAUCGGGGCAGUAAAUUUCCCUGAAGUUGGACUCAAGCCGCUAGAUCUCGAGGGUACAAAUAUCGUUCGUUUGCUAUACGUAUACCGUAAAAGUCCGGACGUUUUAAGGCGAGUCAACGAUGCUUUGGAAUUUUACAAUAUAGAAAAACAGUAUGCCGAUUCGUGUGGCGAUGUCGCGUACCUAAUAACAGAUAUAUCAUCAGUGAGAUCCAGUGAUAUCGAGGAAAUUUACAACAGGCUAAAGGAGACUUCAGGCAGGAUAGCAGUAAGAAUAAUAUUCUAA
Huiozyma naganishii CBS 8797 is the source of this 1392-nucleotide messenger RNA. It is a transcript of the gene SER33, whose product is annotated as phosphoglycerate dehydrogenase SER33. The record is from RefSeq and is a predicted model, not a curated record. Lineage: Eukaryota; Fungi; Ascomycota; Saccharomycetes; Saccharomycetales; Saccharomycetaceae. The transcript has a single exon. Bases 1 to 1392 code for a protein of 463 amino acids. Gene Ontology annotation, molecular function: oxidoreductase activity, acting on the CH-OH group of donors, NAD or NADP as acceptor; NAD binding.